This is a messenger RNA of Entrophospora candida, 933 nucleotides long. The record is from the annotation of a GenBank genome assembly. NCBI's taxonomy places the organism in Eukaryota, Fungi, Glomeromycota, Glomeromycetes, Entrophosporales, Entrophosporaceae.
AUGCCAUCAACUCGUAUGUCUAUAAAUAACGAUUCUGAUAAAGAGAACACAAUGGACAUGGAAGAUGUUGUAAUGAACAAUACUAAUAAUUCAAAAGAACAUUCUCAGAAUUCUCGCUUAAAAAAAUAUGAAAAUAUUAUUGGGAGCAAUAUCUAUGAUCCUGACCAAGAUAAAAACGAGAAAAGAUGGCUACGCAAAGAGUAUAGAAGUCUUAUAGAAGAAACUGAGGAAUAUUUAAGACCUGAUUCUGAUGGCCUUGAAAAAAAUAUUGCUAAAGCUAAUGAAUUAUAUGAAAAAGUAAAAAAUACACACGAAGCAACGCUUGAUUCAAGACUCUUGGUGUUGUCGAGUGAUUUGGGUCUACAGAAAGCUCGUCGUAUGAGAUUGGACAAUAAUUGCUUUGAUACAGAAGAUUAUAUAUCAAAAGUAGUUGGCCGUUUGAAAGUUAGAAAUGCUGAUAAUGAAGAUUAUUAUGAUUGGAAAAAAAUUGGUAAACUUGCUGCACAAUCUACUCUAAGGGUACCCACAACUGGAUUCAUUCUCGGACCUCUUUCAAUUGAACAAAAAGAAAGACAAAAGACUGUGAGAAGGGUUCUUGAGAAACAUGAAAAAGAUCUUAAAACGCCUGUUGAAUUGAAAGAAAAUGAUAUUAGAAGACAAGAAAAUGAAACAACAAGAAAUGUUAGAAUGAUCUAUGACGUUCUAGGAGAAAAUGGAAAAGUUUCAAUAGACGAUGAUAGCGGGCAACCAAUUCUAAGGUUUGAUCAAGAAACAAUUGGUGAUGGAAAUAGAUAUGGACACUUGGAAGGUGAACUUUCUAGUCAAGUUUAUGGCAUUAAUGAGUCUGUAAUUCCAACAAGAGAAAGUAAUCAAGUUGGAAAUGAUGGUAAAUGUCUUAGAAGACGUAUGGAAACAAAAAUUAUAAAUAAAUAA